AUGUCACCUGAUCCUGCAGCUGGCAAACGAUUUAAUCUGCCUUUAAUACCUUGUACUGCAAUGACAUACAAAUUUUUGGCACCUACAAUGAAACGUUUUAUAUUAUAACAGCAUAAAACUCAACAACUUUUAUAUGAAAAACCUAAAUUUAAUUAAAUUGCACAGUUGUCCAGAAACAAAUAAUAUACAGUAUAAAUGAUAUACUGAUUGGCAUUAAUAUCUAAACUAAUGUUAUUUUACAUUUUAUGGAUUUAUUGUUCUUCUCAUUCUACAUUGUAAUAUAAUGCUUUUACUCAAAUAAGCAAUUAAUUAAUUAUAGAUAGAUAUAUAUAUAUAUACACAUAGAUAUAUGAACACUCGUAUAAUGAUAUAUGAUAAUGUUCAUUUUAAGUAUAAUUUUAGAAUUUAUUUAUAAAAGCAUUUAUAAAAGACGAAACAUAAGACUGGUAUUAAUGAAUUAACUGCUUAUAAUAUUCAUAGUAAAAUUAAAUCUGUAACAAAUAAUUAAAAUAUUCGAGUGACAACUAUCAACCAUGUGUUGCUUUUGAACAUAACAUAGCCAAAUUUUUUAGGUUAAGCGUUAUUUUUAGUUAAGCAGUUUUUCAGUUACUUACCAGUAUUAUCGGCACAAUUUAUGACUGCACCAACUGGUAAGCCCAGUGAUAUCCUAAAUUUUGCUCCAGCAGAACCACCUCGUCCUUAAAAAUAAUAAUUUCAUGUUACUCGUUGCUAUCGACACGUCCAACGAGGUAUCUCCAAUACGAUCAUUCACUUUUCCAGCUUCCAUCGUUAUUAACGAAAAAAUUAUUUUUCUAACAGUAUAUUGUAACGUUCAUUUAAUGUUUCCCCACUUCUUUUGAAAUUGAUAGUUCAUGUGUCGAUGGAUUUCUUUGGAUUUCUUUUCACUUCCAAAAACAACUUACCUCUCUUCGACAUUUUGCUCCGUUUAAAAGAGAAAGAAACUGCUGUUUACCACGCAUCACUCUUUGCGCAGUCACAAACAACUUCCGUUGCGGGAAUUAUGCAAACUAAAUAUUCAUAAUAUUUAAACUAAUUCUUUUUUUCAAAAGAUUAACACAAUUAUAUUCACGUGUUCCACAAAGUUAAAAGAAUAAAAUAAUAUUCUUUCUAAUAUAUUAUUACUGUGUGCUUAUGUGCGUAUAAUCAAAAUGUCCAAUUUUCACUUAAGAAUCUAAAGAUCUUUUCAUUUUGGAUUUAUAUGUUUUCUUUCAAGCAAUUUUAUAUUAAUUGAGUUAUAAUUUGUAUUAUUAAUUAUCAAAUAUAAUUACAUAAUUUUCGUUCUGAACUAUUAACAAAUUAUUUAACGUUAUUUAUUUAUAUAUAAUAUUAAUAACUAUUACAAAUUUAUUGUUCUUUUGCAUUUAUGUAUAUAUUAUUGAUAAAUAUAAUAUUUAAUAUAGUUCAAUUAAAAUUGACAAGCAUUAAUAUUAACACGACAUAUAAAUAUUUAAUACAUAUACCAUCACCAUUCAUAGUUAUUUAAUUAUAUUAUAGUUAUUUAAAUAGUAUAUAUUAUAUUAUUGUAUUAUUUUAAUUUUACAACAGAAUAUUUUAUAAUGAACUAUGUAAUUCUUAAAAUUUUGUUCGUUACAGUUCAAUUCGUUAUAAAAUACCGCACACCUUGUUUUGUCAUUUGUUGAUGUAAAGAAAUUAAAUUUCAUAUUGUAAUUAAUAUUACAUUUGUCUAGAUAAAAUGCCCCAUCCUCUGUUGGCAGAUUCAAUCACUCUCGAAUUAGAAGGUAACUCAUAAAACUUUGUUUCAAUACAUACUUUGAAUUAAAUUUUUCAACUACCAUAAAACUUAACCUUAGUUUUUCAAACUUAUAUUAUUAAUUUAUUUCCUCUUUAAUGCAUCUUUAAGUAAUGAUCAAAUUCUGCCUCAUUCGUAAGGCUGCAUAAUUCUGUCAUUGGUUUUUUGUCUUGUGAUUUCUUUUUUUUUUUUUUAACUAUACAAAACUGUAGUACUAUUGCUUCGAGGCUGUAAUUAAUAUUAUUUUUCUUUUAGCACAAGAGCCAUGGCCUCAGCUAAUUACUUUGUAUCAACCAUAUGAAGUUGAACAAAUAUUGUUACCUGACAAUGCAAAUUGUUUAGCUGUGCAAGCGUUUCUUAAAAUGUGUGGCCUUGACUUUCAGAUAGAACCAAAAAGCAACGCAGAAUAUAUGUCUCCGUCUGGUCGUGUACCAUUUAUUAAGUGUGGACAAUCUUUAAUAUCUGAUUUCGACUCUAUUGUAACAUUCAUAGGAAACAAAGGAACAAGUUUAUCGGAUCAUUUGUCUGCAAAUUGCAAAGCAGAUAUGAGAGCUUAUAUGUCAUUAGUGAAUAAUAUAUUUAUAAAUGCCGAGUUAUAUAUUUGUUGGGUUGAUGAAACAACUUUAAACGAGGUGACUAAAAUAAGGCAUGGAAGUGUAUAUCCAUGGCCAUUGAAUCAUUAUUUAAAUUGGCAAAAAAGAAAAGAGGUCAUAAAAAAACUCAGUGUAUUUGGCUGGUAUAAUAAAACAAUAGAAGAAGUAUGUAAGGAAGUUGAAACUUGCUGUACAGCAUUGUCAGAAAGAUUGGAAGGUAGUGAUUACUUUUCUGGAGAGAAACCUACUGAAGUAGAUGCUCUUGUAUAUGGUCAUAUCUGUGCCCUAUCUAUGAUCAAUCCUUCUCUUCCACAUACUGCUCAAGAGAUUACUGCAACUAUACAAGAAUUUCCUAAACUUCUUGAACAUGCAUCAAGAAUUGAACGAAACUAUCUGAAUAACUGUACGCUUGAAUCUCCUGUUUGUGACUUUGAAAUGACUCCCAACGAAUUGGAUGCCUUAGUUUUUGGACAUAUUUUUACAAUAAUCACAACAUCUUUACCUGGUAACAAACUAGCAAAUAUUGUCCAUAGCUAUCCAUUGCUAGUGCAUUUCUGCAAACGCAUUGAAAUUAGGUAUUUUCAGCGUUCGGAAGAUUAGGGGGAAUUUCCCUCGGGCUCUAGAUACGUCGAAGUUAUGUACUCUGAUAGUACCGAUAUGAAGUUCCUGUGCUAUGCACGCACUUUCGAUAAAAAUCAAAGUAAAAAAUUAAAGCCAAGAUUAUGUAACAUCUUAUAAACAAAUAUCUAAAGAAAGAGAUUUUCUUACGCUUUUUAAAAAAAUAACAAACUGUAAUUUUAAACAAUUUUAUUAAGCAUUUAUGAUAUAUAAUGUAUUAUGCAUAUACAUAUAUAUGUAUAUCAUGGAUAUACAAAUUAUAGUAAAUAAACAAAUGUUCAAUGUAUCUGAAGCCCGAGUCCAAAAAUUAGUAAGAAGUAGUAAAUAUAUAGAAGAUAAAGAAAAAUAUUGAUAGUUAACUUGUUGUAGCUGUUAAAUAUGUAAAUUAUAUUAUCGUUGAACAUAAAGUAUCAUUGAAUGUAUUACUCUAAAUGCAUAAUACUGCACGUGCCAUUUUUCAGCAUUUUUUCUCUUCAAGCGAUAGGGGUGAAAUAAAGUAACAAAAUGUUGGAGGCGAGAAUUAAGUAACGCAACUUUGGAGAUUUCCAAAUAUAUGUUCUCGGAAAACGACAGGAAUGCAUAACCAAUCAAGGUAUUCAUAAAUUAGACAUUUUACAAGAAAUAUUUGUGAAAUAUUAUUGAAAACGAAUAUAUUAAAUCAUUGUUUGUUUUCUCGGCCAUAAUUGUAUUUUUUAUCAGCAUUUAUUUUUAAUUUAAUUAAAUCAUUGAAAAGAAUUAUGUACAAUGACAACCAUUUUGAUAUUAAGUGCAACUAUAUGGCGUUAUUUGACAAUAAUUUUUAUCAUAAAAAAUGUAUAUAUAUUUAACUAAUAAUAUUUGUUACUUUGUACUUUAAAUAAUUUAUCCACAUUUUCUUUUAAUUUUAUUUUAAUUGAAAGUUUUUGUUAAUUACAUGAACUAAAUUAUACACAUGUGUAAAAAAUAUGUAUAUCAUUACUAAUGUGCAUUUCAAUACACAUUUACGUUACAUAGAUAUUUUUUACACAUAAUAAAAUUUUACUUUUCAUCUAGUCAGUUCAUUGUAGCCUAUUUUUCUCUGUAAAAUUGUCAAACAUUAAAUAUUGUAUGUAAAAUAAUAUAAUGAUGUAUAAUAACAAAAUGUUAAUUUAAUUAAAUGUAAGUUAUUGGAAUAAUGUUCGAAUUAUUUUUUUUUUUUCAUUUUUUAAACUGAAUUGGAAGAUGAAUAUUUAAUAUUGAUUACACAAUUGUGGAUUAUUUCCUAUAAAUAUUAACGUAUGUCUGUUACAUAUUUCUUGUCUCCAGCGUUUAGUUACAGUAAUCACUAAUUACAUUCACCUUCACAUUUUCCGUUAAAAUUUGUAUACUUAACAGAGAAAAUGUAAAUUUUCUGAUUUAUUUCAAAGUAUUUAUGUUUAAUGUCUUUACGUAUAGGAAUAUCGUUAAACAAACAGUGUUUAUCUUCUUAUUGCAACAAUUUAUAUCUGAAUAUAUUCAUUCUUUAGUGACAAAUAAAAGAAUAAAUAAUAUGAAGACUUACUUCAUAUGUAACAAGCAUUUUCCUCCCUACUAUUAUUAUUUUUAUUUAUUAAUAGUAUCUUUCAAUAACAAAUACUAUGUGAAAGCUACUAUUGUAAUAUGCAUGAGAAUACAAUUUGUUUAUUUAAAAAAAAAGCUGUUUGCAAAUUGUUAUUCAUUAAUAAAAUUGUAAGAACCUAUUUCACAGAAAAAGAAAAUACAUAUAGUGAUUUACAAUGAUAAAAUUAAAUUAGUGAAGCCACUUUUACUAUCGUAUGAUAUCAUUCGUAAAAGAUUAAAAUAAUCAACUCGAUGAAGUCUCGUUACAUAAAUUUAUAUCGCAGUAUCUUAACACUUUAGAGGAACUCAAUAAAUUAAAAGAAUAAAUAAAAAGGAAUUUAUCCAAUACAAAAGAGUAGUACGUUCCUUUAUAAUAAAGAUUGAUUUUGCACAUCUGUAAAUUCGUGAUGUGAAAGCACAUACAAUCUUGAAGUAUAGGAAACACUACAAGAUGUAACAUGUUUGCGGUUUUUACUAAAUUGUGUUUUGAUAUAAAUUUCUGGCUAUGAAUUACACGCAAUUCUAUAGUUCUAUUAGAUAUAGCAGGAUAUAACUAUAUAGUUGUCACACGCACGCUCAUACAGAUACGUACACAUCAGCAUAUACUCAUAAUUAAAAAAUUAUUAAUAUAUAUGUAUGUACUCAAAGAACUUGUAAUCUACACUGAUUUAUACUUGUAGUGCUCGGCUGAAAAAAUUUAAACGUAAUCAGUAUAUUUUUAAUAUACUGAUUAAAAAUAAUCAGAUUGAGAUCAUAUUUAUUUAUAACUAAACUUGAAUAUAGAAGACAUUGCAUCUUUCCACAAAACUAAAUAUAUAUAUAUAUAUAAUCA
This is a messenger RNA of Heterotrigona itama, 5371 nucleotides long. The record is from the annotation of a GenBank genome assembly. Lineage: Eukaryota; Metazoa; Arthropoda; Insecta; Hymenoptera; Apidae.